CGCAGGAACUCCGCGGUUCAACGGCGGAUUCACGCGCGUCGGACGACAGCACAGACUUUUCUCAGCCGGAGGAUGUCGACGAUAGAUUAGAGAGUUGAAAUAUAAUAGACCGGAUAUAAGACCGAGGCAAGAAUGGACGAGGCGGAGCACGCAGCUCUGAUCGAGUGGCACUGCCGGCAGCACUACUAUAACGGCAUGCUGGCUCACGCUAGGCAGGCGCGCGACGCCUAUCCGAACAGCGAGCGGCUGCGACUCCUGCUCUGUCUGGCGUACAUCCUCGUCGGCAAGAGCCACGAGGCCGUCAAGGAGAGCGCCAGCCUGCUGAACUAUGCGGAUGUCACGCUGCCGGCGCUGCUCGUGCAAAACGUCGCUCUGGCUGACGGCGACGUGGAGAGGAGCGCAGUCACGCAGAUUGAGAACAGGAUCCGGGACGAGCGCAGAAAGGCCUCCUGCGUCGCGUUGUGCCUGGCGGCGUCCGUCUUGCUCCUCUCCCGUCGGGCGGACAAGGCGAAGGAGUACGUGGACAGAGCGUGCAAAUUCAAGUCCACGAAUAUCAACGUGCUGCUCGUCAAGGGGUGGCUGGAGCUCGGCUUGAGAUCGGGCACGGACGCCUCGGAGGCGGGCAACGCCUUCGACUCGGUCCUGAAAGAGGAGCCGAGGAAUCUGAGCGCGUUACUAGGCUUCGCGGAGGCGAAGCAACGCGCCGGGGACUACUCGGGUGCCGUCAUGAUACUGAACUCUCUGAUCGUGCGCUAUCCCAAACUGACGCUUCCGCUGGUAGAGAAAAUGAGGUGCCUGCUGGCAGCGAAGGACUGGGAGCAGGUGCUGGAGAUGGUGAACCGAGUGCUCUCGAUCGAGUCGAACAACCUGGACGCGAUCAAGGCGAGCUCGGUGGUGGCUCUGUGCAGGGACGGCAAUCCCAGCGAGGGCUUGCCGCAGUUGCAGCUAUUUAUGCGCAACUUGCUGCUCGCCGAACCGAAGAACAUGUUCCUGCUGAUCGAGAAUUUGCGAUUGUUCUCCAGCGUCGCGCUCCAGGACCACGGGAUUCUGUUGGAGCUGGCGCGGUCGGCCGAGAAGAUGCUGCAGGCGACGGCGUCGAGCAGCGCGGAGCUGAUGACGGAACUGGGUGACUUGUAUGUCGCGCUGGGCAACGUCAAAGACGCCGAGCGCUGGUACAAGAACACCAUCCGCGCGGAUCCGUCCUCUUUCGCGGCGCUCUUGGGACUGGCACGCUGCCAGCUGUUGCAGGGGUCCACGGAGGAUCUGGACCAAGCGCGGCAGCAGGUGGAGAUCAUGAUGGAGAUACAGCCACACUCGACGAACGUGCAGCUACUGUUCGUGUCCGCAAAGAUCACUUCUAAGGAAAACAGCAUUAAGGCACUCGGUUACUUGGACGCGGCAGCGAAUGUCUUGUUGAAGAGCUGCGCGGGUCUUCCUUAUGGGUACGCGUACCUUAGCGAGCUUAAACCGGAUUUAUGCCUUGAAAUUGCGAAGCAACGUCUGAUGUAUUCCUUGAACAAGUCCCCGAUGAGCGACGAGCUGGGUAGCGCAACAGAGAAGGAACCGAGCGUCCGCUUGUUGGAACAGCUGGUGGAAGCCUGUCCGGGUUUCAGCGUAGCUCUAUUGCUGCUCAGUAAGGCCAGAAUGCAGAGCGGCGACUACGAGGGUGCGUUGGUCUUGCUCAGGAGAUUGUUGGACUCGGUGGAACCGUCCAACGCCCAGGCCCAUCUGACAAUGGCUCAGAUCCUGGCGUAUCAGGGCAAGUAUCAGCUGGCUUCGCAGAGCCUGGAGGUUGGCCUGAGCUAUAACUUUAAGAUCCGAGACGAGGCGAUCUAUCAUAUGAUCGUCGGUAUGGUACAACGAGAGGCUGGUGAUCUGCAGAACUGCGUUAAGAGCUGCCAGACAGCCAUGUCGCUGGCAGGAUUGACUGGCAGCGCCAGUAGGAAAUCCGACAUGUCCACAUCCGACCGAGCGACGUUGUAUUUAGAGCUGAUUGCGGCGUAUAGCAAGGCAAGACGGUUUGCUGAAGCACUGGCGCUUGUCGACGAGGCGAAAGCAAAUCUCGCCGGCACCGCUGAGCUUGGCAGAAUCACCAUUGGUACUGCUGAGAUCUACCUGGACAUAGGAGAACUGGAGAACGCUGUCAGCUGCUUGCAGAACAUCCGCCCGGGACAGCCGUAUUACUUACAGGCACACACUAGACUGGCUGAGAUCAAUUUGAACUAUAAGAAAGAUCGUCAGGCCUUCGCCAGGUGUUUCAAAGAAUUGGUGGAGCAUUGCCCCGGACCGAGGACGCACAGUAUGCUGGGUAACGCUUACAUGUCCAUACAGGAGCCCGAGAGAGCGAUAGAAGCGUACGAGCAGGCGCUUUCGCAAAAUCCGAUCAACAAGGUGGAUAUUGCAACCAAGAUGGGCAAAGCGCUCGUCAAGGCGCAUCAAUAUGCGAAAGCGAUCAGUUAUUACAAGGAUAUCGUGAAGCAGGACAAUUGCUCCGCUCUAAAGUUAGACCUAGCCAAAUUGUACAUGAAGAUGAAACAGUACGACAAGGCGGAAGCCACUUUGGUGCAAGAGCUGCAAGACAAGCGAGGUGAGUCCGACAUCCUGAGCUUGGAAAUGCGGGGGCAAGAGUUGCUGUUACUCGCCAAGGUGCGCGAAAAGUCGGGCAACAUCAGGGGCGCGUUGGCGACUUUGAAGGAGGCCAAGGAGAAUCAACACAGGUACAUCCAGCGUCUCGCCGUUUCGCCGGACGUCGCGGAUCAGAGACACAUGUUGGCAAACAUCUGCCUGACGAUGGCCGAUUACGCGUCGACCUUACGCAAUUAUGACGAAGCUAUUGUAUAUUAUAAGGAGGCACUGGCUCAUAAGCCAACCGAUGUGAAUGCCCUACUUUCCUUGGCGAAGCUGUACAUGCAGAUGAACAACUUGGACCGGUGCGCGCAGAAUUGUUCCAUUCUGCUGAACGCCGAUCCCAACAACGAGGCUGCGUCCGUGAUGAUGGCGGAUCUCGCGUUCCGGAAGGUAGACUUCGAGACCGCGGCAUUCCACUUUCGGCAGUUGCUGAUACGCCAACCCACGUAUUGGACUGCCCUGGCGAGACUGAUAGAAGUGUCGCGUAGAACAGGUGCUAUGGACGAUCUCGACGAGUGGUUGCAACGCGCGCAGGUCGAGACGGCUGGCGGCAACGUCGAGGCCGGCUUUUACUACUGCGCCGGAUUGCUGGACUGGCGGACGGGCAAAUUGAACUCCGCUCUUCGCAACUUCAACUUUGCACGCCGCGAUCCGGAAUGGGGCCAACAGGCGAUCUACAAUAUGAUCGAGAUCUGUCUGGAUCCGGACGACGACACCACUCUGUCGAACGAGGCCUUCAACGACGAGGACGCCGAAUAUCAGGAUUCAAGGACGAUGGCUCUGAGAACGGCUUACCGACUGCUUCAGGAGUUGAAUCCCAAGGGCAGCCCUCACGAGGAAUUGACCCAUAAGCUCCUCAGCAACUUCUUCUUAUUGGCCACCAAGCAGAAGUCUAACAUCGAGAAAGCCCUGCAAGACUGCACUGCGUUGGCUAGUCAGGAGACCCUGAGGGAUCAUGUAGGGCCCGCCCUCGGUAUGGCCACCGCGCACAUCUUGCUGAAGCAAACGCCGCGAGCCCGGAAUCACUUGAAGCGCGUUAGCAAGAACGUUUGGACGUUCGAGGACGCUGAAUACCUGGAGCGUUGCUGGCUGCUGCUGGCGGACAUCUAUGUGCAAUCCAGCAAGUAUGAGCUGGCAAAUGAGUUGCUGAAACGAGUGCUGCAGCACAACGCUACCUGCGUGCGGGCCCACGAGCUGUCGGGUUACAUCGCCGAGAAGGAUCAGAAUUAUCGCGACGCGGCGGUGAGAUACGCUCAGGCGUGGAAAUACGGCGGUAAAACAAAGCUGUCGGUCGGAUACAAGCUGGCCUACUGCUGCCUGAAGGCGAAAGCCUACGCUGACGCUAUCGAGGCGUGCAACGAGGUGCUGAAGCAAAGUUCGGAUUAUCCGAGGAUCAGGAAAGACAUCUUGGAGAAGUGCAUCAAUAAUCUUCGCACAUGAAUCAUCCCUCGUUCAACUUGUAUAUUGAUCGAUUGUUUACUUGUUAUACAUUGUAUACACAUCCGUCCUCUUUCAUUAUUAAUGAAGAUAUAUGUACCAGUUUAGAGCGAAUAAAUAUUUAGAUAACUGUUUAA
Messenger RNA from Vollenhovia emeryi, 4202 nucleotides. RefSeq names its product tetratricopeptide repeat protein 21B-like. Gene Ontology annotation, molecular function: protein binding. Gene Ontology annotation, cellular component: intraciliary transport particle A. Gene Ontology annotation, biological process: intraciliary retrograde transport; protein localization to cilium. Lineage: Eukaryota; Metazoa; Arthropoda; Insecta; Hymenoptera; Formicidae. The record is from RefSeq and is a predicted model, not a curated record. The coding region runs from base 133 to 4068 and encodes 1311 amino acids. The transcript has 10 exons.